Syzygium oleosum is the source of this 1192-nucleotide messenger RNA. RefSeq names its product probable xyloglucan endotransglucosylase/hydrolase protein 23. Gene Ontology annotation, cellular component: apoplast; cell wall. NCBI's taxonomy places the organism in Eukaryota, Viridiplantae, Streptophyta, Magnoliopsida, Myrtales, Myrtaceae. The record is from RefSeq and is a predicted model, not a curated record. Gene Ontology annotation, molecular function: hydrolase activity, hydrolyzing O-glycosyl compounds; xyloglucan:xyloglucosyl transferase activity. Bases 73 to 960 code for a protein of 295 amino acids. The transcript is spliced from 3 exons. Gene Ontology annotation, biological process: cell wall biogenesis; xyloglucan metabolic process.
CCAUCAAUUCCAUGCAGUCCAGCAGCACGCCCAAACCCAAUUGGUCGAUUCUCUGCUUAAAUUCAAACAGCUAUGACUUUUCAAAGCUUCCUUUCAAAUAAGAUCGCCGUGGCAUUGGUUGCCCUCGGCUUAUUGGCGGCGGCCGCCACCACCGUCGUUGCCGCAGGCAACUUCAACAACGACUUCGACAUCACGUGGGGCGACGGCCGCGCAAAGAUACUCAACGACGGCCAGCUCCUGACGUUGUCCCUGGACAAGACGUCGGGGUCGGGCUUCCGAUCCAAGAGGCAAUACUUGUUCGGCAAGAUCGACAUGCUGCUCAAACUCGUGCCUGGGAACUCCGCCGGCACCGUCACCGCUUAUUACCUUUCUUCUUUGGGUUCUGCGCACGACGAAAUCGACUUCGAGUUUCUUGGUAACCUGAGUGGCGACCCAUACAUCCUCCACACGAACGUAUUCACGCAAGGAAAAGGGAACAGAGAACAGCAGUUCUAUCUCUGGUUCGACCCCACCAAGGACUUCCACACCUACUCCAUCUUGUGGAACCCUCAAAGCAUCAUCUUCUCCGUGGAUGGAACUCCCAUAAGAGAGUUCAAGAACCUCGAGUCGAAGGGCAUCGCGUUCCCGAAGAGCCAGGCGAUGUGGAUAUACUCGAGCCUGUGGAACGCGGACGACUGGGCCACGAGGGGCGGGCUGGUGAAGACGGACUGGACGCAGGCCCCGUUCACUGCUUCCUACCGGGGCUUCAACGACGUGCAGGCCUGCGUCUGGUCGUCGGGAUCCUCCUCGUGUUCCUCCUCCUCCUCGUCCUCAGGCAACAACUCCUGGCUGUCGCAGUCGCUGGACGCCACGGGCCAACAAAGACUCAAGUGGGUGCAGAAGAAUUACAUGAUAUACAACUACUGCGCCGACACCAAGCGCUUCUCACAAGGAUUCCCUCCCGAAUGCUCUCUUUCUUAGAAGAAGGAACCAACACAUGCGCAUGCAUAUGAUCAGCAACCCAAUUCGUUUUUCUUAGGAAUGUAUGUCGAAAUAAUUCCUAUUCAACUAGGCUUGAAUUGUUAAAUAAUAGAAAAAAAAAAAACUAGGCUUGAAUUGUUAUUCCUCUCAUUGUCUUUGCAAGUGCUUUAUCAGUGAGCUUGUACCUUGUCACUUCUUCUAUAAUAACGAAAUGUGUGGAUUUCAUGCAAAA